ACCUAUAUAAUCUUAUACAUUCGAUUAUUUACGUUAUGUUGAGUUUUGUGGCCACUUGGCCAGAAGAUCAAAUUCUCCUGCUGGAAGUUUUGUACCUCCUAUUUACGUAUGUACUUCAUCUCGAAAUAAUCAGCUAAUUUUCUUUCACCAUGAACCAUCGUCGAUAUAAUAUGAUGUCCAAUGGGGGACAAUAAUUCGCCUGAAUUCGCUUGUGACACCCGAGGGAUGACAUUUUUACUUGUGCAAGAGGUACAGAAAUCAAAAUGACACGACACCCUGUUCAGUUCAGUGCCUGCUAUUUUUUUUACCAUGAUCUACCAUCGAUAUGAUGUUAAUGCGAUAACCAGAAAAUUCAAAAGAAAAACAAAAACUAGUCAAGGAAAACAAUCGCUGUGCCGAGCUGAAAGACAUGCAUUCCAAAUCAUAUCUUCAUUUCUUCAUUUUGAUUGGGUUUCUUAGCAUCUCAAUUCAUGGAUUCCAUAUUGUGAAUAAUUCUGACACACAUUCCAUAAGCGGAUCGAUUCGGUCUAUUGCUCUACCUAAAAGCAUGUCUACAUCCCUAAUAGAAUCUUUCAUCGAACUGAAUAAACAGAUAACGUUUGUACAAGUUCAUUUGGAAACCAAGACGAGAGAUUUGGAAACCAAGACGAGAGAUUUGGAAAAACGAAACAUUGAAUUGAGUCUGAAAGAAAAAGAGGCUGAAAAACGAGUGGAUGAAAUAAAAAGCGUAGAGCAACUACUCAAGCAAAAGGAAGUAUACAUCAAUAAAACAGCUGAAACUCUCAAUAAAACUGACUCUCAAGUAAAACUUAGAGAGGCAGAAGUAAAACAAAAGGAAGACACAAUCAACAAAAAAGAAACUGAAGUCAAAAACAAUGAAGAAUUGUUAAAAACACGAGAAAAACAGUUGAAUGAAAAAGAAAACGAAUUGGAGAAUGGAGAGGUGUGGAAUCAAAUAGUGCGAUUGAAACAGAAGGAAGAAAAUAUUGAGAAAACUGAAACUGAAAUCAAAAAGAGAGAAACAAUUUUGAAAAGAAAAGAAGAAAUAUUCAGGCGAAUAGAUAAUAAAACCUGUUCAGUUUCUUGGGUUCGUGCAUCUAGUGGUAAUAAACCUGCAAAUGCACUUGUAGGAGGACACGUGGGAACAAUGACAUUGUACGUUGGGCGUGCAAACCAUAACGGUUCCCUGAUUCCUGGAUAUGUAGAACUCGGGAGUGUCAUUCGGAUUUCAGAUUAUGGCAUUUCAUAUUCAUACGAGGGUGACAAAUAUGAAGUUGCUACGUUUGAUGAAAAAAAUAUCUGUCGAAUCGUUUGGGUCAAGGCUUCCCAUGGCAGUGUCCCUACAAACGCAAUUGUAGGAGGAUAUGACAGUCAUGGAGAAAACUUAUAUAUCGGAAGAGCAACGUACAUGGAUAGAUUGUAUCCUGGAAAAGUACAAUCCAGUAGACAUUGCUUGCUCACUCCGUAUAGUGAAUUAAGUCACGCCGAGUAUGAAGUUGCGGUAGUCGAAUUAUUUGGCUAAGCCAUUCAUAAGUUCAACAAUUUUCCAAAAAAAAAUCCUACCUAAGAGUUUGACUAGAAAAAAAAAUGGGUUUAAGAUUUUGUUUCAUGUUUAGUUAUUAUUACAAAAAACUAUCUCGUCAUCGGUCGAAAAAAUAUAAUAAAAAAUGGUUG
Molecule: messenger RNA, 1674 nt
Organism: Planococcus citri (citrus mealybug)
Lineage: Eukaryota; Metazoa; Arthropoda; Insecta; Hemiptera; Pseudococcidae
Exons: 3
Coding region: 410-1522 (370 amino acids)
Source: RefSeq, a predicted model, not a curated record